AUGACGGAAGAAAAUUCGCAAUCGACGCCCUGGUGGGAGCAGCUUCGACAUGAAAUGCCGGUCACGGAGAAUUGGGUCUAUUUCGAUCACGCGGCCGUCGCCCCGCUGCCCGAAGUCGCGCGAAAGACCAUCGUUGCCUGGGCUGAAGAGGCCACCAAUUGCGGCGACCCGGUCUGGCCCCAGUGGCGGGCGGGGCUUGAGUCGCUCCGUGGCGGGCUCACUAAACUCAUCGGUGCCGACGAAGACGAAGUCGCCCUCAUUCGCAACACCACCGAAGGCAUCUCGCUCGUGGCCGAAGGCUUCCCCUGGCAGCCCGGCGACAAUGUGGUGACGCUUGAUGAUGAAUUCCCGUCGAAUCAGUUUCCCUGGAUGAACCUCGCCCGACUGGGGGUCGAAACCCGCCGUGUGUCGCCCGAGAACGGUCGGGUCAACCUCGAUACCGUAGCGGCCGCCUGCGAUGACCGAACCCGCAUCGUCACGAUUAGCUGGGUGGGCUACGCCUCAGGAUGGCGAAACGAUGUCGAUGCACUUUGCGAACUAGCCCACAGCCGAGGGGCGUUGUUGUUCCUCGAUGCGAUUCAGGGGCUGGGCGUCUUCCCCUUGGACGUGAAGCAAACACCGGUCGAUUUCUUGGCCGCCGACGGGCACAAGUGGAUGUUGGGUCCCGAGGGGGCCGGCGUGUUUUACAUCCGCCGCGAACUGCUUGAUCGCCUGACACCCUUGGGCGUGGGCUGGAACAGCGUUGUUUCCUCCGGCGAUUACACGCGUGUUGAGUUGGAACUCAAACCUUCAGCACAACGUUACGAGGGCGGCUCGUACAACAUGGUCGGCCUGCUCGGGCUGGGGGCAAGUGUCGAUCUUCUGGCCCGUUAUGGCCCGGAGAAGAUCUCCCAACGGGUGCUCGAAAUUACCGAUCGUUUCUGCGAACGGAUCGAACAACUCGGCGCCGUGGUUCACAGCGAUCGCAGCGAGCAGCGAAGCUCCGGUAUCGUCGCUUUCGAAACCCCUGGUCACAGCCACGUAAAACUCCGCCAACACUGCAUGGACCAAGGCAUCGUCCUCAGCGUCCGCGCCGGCCGCCUCCGCGCCGCACUUCAUGCCUACAACAACGAAGACGAUAUCGAACGCUUCGCCGAGGCCGUGUACACCGGGUCGUUCGACCCCAUUACGCUCGGGCACUUGAACGUGAUCGAACGGGCCUCGAAGCUCGUCGACCGGCUGAUCGUUGGUGUGGCCGUGCAUGGCGGUAAGAAGACCAUGUUCACCAUCGACGAACGCGUCGAGCUGGUGAGACGAACCACCGAACACAUCCCCACGGUUGAAGUGCAGAAAUUCAGCGGACUGGCCGUGCGGUUUGUUCGCAAAUCUGGGGCUCGCGUGAUGGUGCGUGGUGUUCGUCCGCUGACCGACAUCGCCGCCGAAUUCACCAUGAUGUUGGCCAAUCGCCAUCUCGACCCCAACAUCGAAACCGUGUUCCUGGCCUCAGACGAAGAGUUCUCCCACGUCUCCAGUUCGCUCAUCAAGCAAAUCGCCCCCCUGGCCAGCGAUCAGGAACUCGCCACCUUCAUCCCCUCGCAGGUAAUCGACGAACUGCGCAAAAAGUUGGCCCGCGAAGAAGACGAGUAG
Molecule: messenger RNA, 1626 nt
Organism: Cladocopium goreaui
Lineage: Eukaryota; Dinophyceae; Suessiales; Symbiodiniaceae
Source: the annotation of a GenBank genome assembly